AUGGGUCAAGGGUCCUCGCAACCCAUGAAUGGCGGGCUCAGUGAGUCUGAGAAUCAAGGUAUGAGUGAAGACCGCGAUGCCGUUGGUUCCUCGGGGCCUCCGAAAACCUCGAAGAAAGUGAAAUCAGAGACUCAGGUCGAAGGAACAGUCUCUCCCAAGCGAAAAAGAAAGCAGAGUGUCAAUGAUUCCAACAUUGGCAUGCCUUCGGGCACCCCAAACCAGUCGCAAGAAUCGCCCCUGGACCAGGCAGGCGCGCCCCCAGUGAAGCGCACGAAGAUCGGCCCCUCGACUACAAACACAAAGGAGGCCCGCAAGCCAGAAAAGAAUGGCAAUCGUGAAGCCAUUCCGUCUCCAGAAACCCCGGUGACUGCCAACAGCUUGGAGACCAGGGAAGCUCAGCGCCAGUCGACGGAUAUGCAACCUCUAACGGACGUAGCGCAUACGAACGGAACCGCGUCCCGAAAACCCAAGAAGUCCAAGGCGAAGACCACACAGCAGGACGAAGGAAAAGAUGUGUCGGACCUUCCGCAGAGCCCUGCCGAGACUAAGACUAUCCGGAUGGCGUCUGCGAACCCAUCGCUCGCGGGUAGCUCAACGGACCAGAAGGAUUUGACGGACACAUCAGCCGCCCGGGGACCCAGAAAAGGAAAGACAGAAAAAAUGAUCGGCUUCUUCGCUCCAUCCGAGGUCAGCGCGCUGGAGACCUUCAAACUCCAGUUUUGCAACGAGCAUGCUAUCUCCAGCGAAAGAUUUGAUAGAAUGGUACAGCAUGUGGACCGGCGAAAAGACAGCGGUUGGCCCUGUGAUGAGAGCAUCAUUAAGAAGCCAGAUUUUUGGCAGCAGAUUUAUGAUGUAUUACCAAGCAGGGAUCGAAGAUCGGUCUACCGAUUCAUGAGGCGACAUUUCCAGGACUCGUCUCAGAAGCCGCACCACUGGACACAUGAACAAGAUGACGAACUCAUCGACCUGGUAGGACGGUAUGGUCCUAGAUUCGCUCAUAUUGCCAAGAUACUGGGUCGAGUGGAGGAUGACGUGGUUCAGAGAUGGAAGAAUCGGCUUGAGCACCGGACCACCAUGAGAAGGGGUGCAUGGUCCGAAGAGGAAGUCCGCGGGCUGCUCGAUGCCCUACAAACCUCCUGGAACAAUCUGAAAAAGGACGGCCAAGAUGUGGGCCGAGACAUCUACGAAAUGGAUGAGGGCUUAAUAUCUUGGGGCACAGUCAGUAAUAAACUUCAGAACUGCCGGUCAAGACAACAGUGCGCGGAUAAAUGGCGCAAGAUCAGACGCAAGAUUAUGGGACAGCGCAGCACUGGAAAUCAAAACGCUGUCUACGACCCAGCAACGGAAGCAAAGCCGCAGGGCAGAGCCAAGUCCAUCACGCUCGCGGAGCAGAUGGAAAUGGAGAGGAUGUUGAAGAGCUCCGAGUACGUUGAUUCAGAGGAUGGAGACGAAGAGGACAUGGAACAGUCUACUGGUAUAGAGUCUCAAUCGCCGGAGAUCAAGGAUGAGGGUGAGUCUGCCGACAAGAAACCCACCAUCAUGGCUGCCCCGGAAAAGCCGCCCUCUACCUCAGCAAAGGCACUCAAUAAAGGCUCUCAAAUCAACGCGUCACAGAUGGAAAUUGACGACGACUCCGAGUCCGAAGCAUCAUCUGACUCGGUUGAGGCUGCCUCAGAGGAUGCUUCUGAAGCCGAAAUCAAGUCAGGUUAUGGAUCUGGUGGGGACUCAGACUCCGAAUCCAGUGUUGAAAGCGACGCAAAAGUCGACGCCAGGAUCAGGGCACAAUCUCCAAAAGGACAGGAGAAAGAUGUGAUGAAUAACAAAGCGUCUUCCGCAAAGUCGUCGUCAAAGCCUACAAAGCCCACACCGAACCAGAAACUCGUUGACCGGCCCAAAUCCAAAACAAGUGACGGUAAACAAUCCAGAAGUCAGGCUACGAAGACAUCUGUUUCUGACUCGUCGGUCAAAGCUGAGACAAACGCAAUUCCACGAGCUAGAGCUUCAAAGCCACCAAAGUCAACCACCAAGGAAGAGGAAAUGCCGCAAGCGACGUCGUCCGAGUCUGAAUCAGAUUCCCAGCCCGCAUCCGAUUCUUCCGACUCAGAAGAAGAGUCUACAUCAAGCUCCGAAGAAUCUUCGGACAGACAGUCCGCAAAAGUAGCGCCAAAAGCAUCAACAUCGAUUCGGAAAACCAGCGUGAAGGGCCAGGUCUCCCAAAAGACUCAAAAUAACGAUGAGUCCGAAGAAAACUCCUCGACGUCAGAUGAAACGUCUUCCGGUGAUGACAGCACCGACGAUGGCAGCGACAGCGAAAGUAACUCUAGCGCUGGCGACGUCAAGCCGGUGAAGUCGCCGAAGACAGCCGCACUGAAGGGCGCCAAACGCAAAGCUCAGGAACCCGCAGAGCAGACCGGGAAAUCUGAGUCGAAGCGUCUGAAAACAGGUCAGAAGAAGUCAUCUUCGUCAUCGUCCUCCGCUAGAUCCACGUCAGAAGAUAGCGAAAGCGAGGAUGACUCCGAUAGCCACGGUGGGAGUCAUGACAGCGAUUCAGGAGCCGAUACCGACGAGUCAAGCUCGGCAUCAGACAGUGCAAUCUCCACAUUUAAGCCCCAGCCCAACGCCAAGUCCGAGCCCAAGCAGCCUACCGCUCAACCCAAAGUACCGAAAGCUGUUAAUGGACAAAAAUCGGAACUCUCCAAGUCACGCAGUCCAGCAGUAUCAAAGGAGGGAAGCAAUGCCAAGAUUGAGCAAAGCGGACCGAAACAAGUCAACCCUUCCCAUCCUCAGGUCAAGAAGGACGGGGAGAAGGCAAAGGGCAAACCGGGAUCAACUCCCGUGUCAAAGGGGAAAAAGUCCAAGUGA
Molecule: messenger RNA, 2862 nt
Organism: Aspergillus pseudoviridinutans
Lineage: Eukaryota; Fungi; Ascomycota; Eurotiomycetes; Eurotiales; Aspergillaceae
Product: MYB DNA-binding domain protein
Exons: 2
Coding region: 1-2862 (953 amino acids)
Biological process (GO): regulation of DNA-templated transcription
Cellular component (GO): nucleus
Molecular function (GO): DNA-binding transcription factor activity; transcription cis-regulatory region binding
Source: RefSeq, a predicted model, not a curated record